UGGAUUGCUUUACUUUGCUCUCAGUUGAUGUCACACUUUGAACAAAGAUGGACUGCACCAGCACUGACUCAGAGGGCCUGGUAAAACAGCCCGCUACUCUCUUGAAUGUCUUCGGUGGAAUCUUCGGCCUUACUAGAUCUGAAGAAGCAGACCCAGCUGUGCUUGUAGCAUUCAAGGAUCUUCCAGAUAAGGAGGAUCCUGCUACUGGAGAUGAUCAUAAAAAUGCUGAGCUUCAAGGAAAGGAAGAAGUGAAACAGGAUAAUGUGGGUGCUCCAUGUGAGACGGUGCAGAAGGCUGAGUCAACAGAAACCUGUAAGGAGGCGAGCGACCAGAAGAAAAGAGUAGCUAGAGCCUCGGCUGACCUAGAUCUGGUCCAGGUCACCAGGGUGGAAACAUACAGUGACACGGAAGAUGAGGAUGCAGCACGCAGCAGGAAUAGUGUGUCAGAGGACAGUAAAACAGUGGAACCUGAAGAUGGAGAUGUGUUUCAGGAUGCUAGUGAUGUAGUGUUUGAAGUGCCUGUGUUCAGAACACACAAACUUACGGAGAGAUCCCGUAUAGAAGAUAUUUUAAGCAAAACUCUUUCUAGGAAAGUACUUUCAAGUUCCAAACAGGUAACUAAAGAGAUAAAGGAAAGUAGUGCAGAAAACUCCAAACCUGAAACCGAAGAGAAGAAGGGGAGCACCUCAGAGAACUCCCAACAGGGAGAGACAAAGGAGAGCAUCAAAAGGGAGUCGUACGGUGAAGAAAAAUCUAAAAAAGGAGAGAAUAGUAGAGGAGGAACUGAAGAGAGUGAGGAGAAAAUCGGCAUAGAUUGUUCUUUGCCUGUUCCUUCCAUCGUCCCCACUAAGGAUGUAACUGGUGAACAGAAGGACACAAAGCAAGAGCACAAGGUGGAGGAUAAAGAGGAGGCGAAAGAACCCCCCUCCAGCCAGGUGUCUUCCUUUGUUCCCUCAAGCCCUAAGACUAAAGAAGUUUCUGUCAAAUCUUCGUCCUCUCCAAAAGAACAGUCAAACUCAGCUGAUAAUAAAAGUCCAACCAAGACGCUGUCAUCCAAACCUAAUGAGUCCCCAGGGGACAUCAAGCUAAGUGCUAGCCCUGCCUCCCCUCGAAAAACUGCACCGAAGACUCCCGAAACAAGCAAGCCAUCCUCAUCUUCAUCCAUCUCGCCCUCCUCCUCUUCUACUUCAUCCCCAUCUAGGGACACCACGUCUAAUUCCUCCCCGUCCUUCCAGAUGCCAGCUCUCUUCAGUGGGUUGCGGGUGCUGAAGAAAGGAGCAGUGGGUGAGGAAAGAGAGACGGUGUCAGAGAUUAAGCAGAGAGAGAAGGAUGCUGAUUUGGCCCUUCUCAGCCUGAAGAAGACAGUAAACAAAGCCAAGCUCUACCCAGAGCAAACAACGGCCACCUCAGCUAAAAAACACACAGAGCCCAAAUCUAUCACGGACACUAAAAGCACGGUUUUGGCACAGCUCAGUCACCUGCGCACUGGAAACAACCGCAGUGAGCCCAAAAAGCCUAAGGAAAAGCAAGAUGCUGAUCCAGAACCGAAGAAAGCGGUCCAAGAGAAGGUUGAGGAGGUUGUGGAAGAGAAAAGUCCAGGUCCAAAAACGCCAACAUCCCCGCCUGACAUAAAGAAAGCCUCUGACCUGGCUUAUGAUACCUUCAGGAGCUUCUUUGGCCCAAAAACUAUCAAAAAGGAGAAAACAGAAGAGGUGGAUCUUGAAGCUGUAAGAAAGAAAAUCAAGAAUGACAAAGAAAACCUGAGGUCCAUUUUUGAAAGAACUUCGAAGGCUCCCUGCAGGGAAAACAAAGCUCCUACAGAAGCUAAUACGGAGAUUGUGUCACCUACCGACAGUGAGGACCGGACUCCAAGGCGUCUGCAGGCUGUGUGGCCUCCACCCAAAACUAAGGAUGAGGAGGAGAAGGUUGGGCUCCGAUACACGGAGGCAGAGCACCAGGCUGCCCUCUUGCAGCUGAAGAGGGAGUGCAAGGAGGAGGUGGAGAGGAUGCAUUCAGACUUUGAGCUUCAGAUCUUUCAGCUGCGAGGUGAAAAUGCCGUCUCAAUGUCACACCUGGAGGGAGUCAUCGCCAAGAUGCAAAAAGAUCGGCCGUUCGUCACAGACCAGGAGCGUGAGGUCUGCGAGGCCACUGUGUCCGCCCCAGAAGACAAAAUACCCAAGACCUCCCGCACCGUGGGGAUCCAGACGGACCGGGAGACCUUCAUCAAGAGCCCUGAGGGAGACCCUGGCGGGCUGGCACAAAGCCCCGGCCAGAAUGUGCCCAAAAAACUCAACUUGGACUCUAUUGGACUAAAUAUGAAAGCUGAAACUUCCUCAGUACCUCCUGCACCACCACCACCUCCUCCUCCUCCACCUCCUGCCCCUCCCCUACCAGGCUUUGGUGGACCUCCACCAGCUCCUCCUCUCCCACCGGGCCUCAUGGGACCUCCGCCACCACCUCCCCCUCCCCCUUUGCCAGGCUUCAUGGGAGCACCACCACCUCCCCCUCCACCACCACCACCACCUCCUGGCCCUCGAGGUGGUCCGCCUCCACCGCCUCCUCCACCUCCCCUUCCUGGCCUACCUGGAGCUGGUCCUCCUCCUCCUCCUCCUCCUCCACCAGGCUUUGGUGGACCACCACCUCCCCCCAUGGGGGGCUUCGGUUUCAGCCACAAGGUGGAGGCGCCCCCACGGAAAGCUGCGAUUGAGCCGGCAUGUCCAAUGAAGCCUCUUUACUGGAACAGGAUACAGAUACAGGACAAUAACAACAACACACUCUGGGGUUCUCUGGAGGAACCGAACAUCGUCAACACCAACGAGUUUGAGGAUCUUUUCUCAAAGACAACGCUGCAGCCCAAGAAGAAGCCCCUGUCAGACACUUUCGAGAAGAAAGCCAAAACAAAGAAGUUAAUCAAACUUCUUGAUGGGAAGCGUUCACAAGCAGUUGGGAUCCUCAUAUCGAGCCUGCAUCUGGAGAUGAAAGACAUCCAACAUGCUGUUCUUACUGUGGACAACUCUGUAGUGGACUUUGAGACCAUUGAAGCUUUAUAUGAAAAUAGGGCUACCAAUGAUGAGAUGAUGAUGAUAAAAAAACAUUUUGAGACCGCUAAAGAAGAGGAAAUCAAACUGCUGGACAAGCCUGAACAGUUUCUUUAUGAGCUCUCCCAGAUUCCCGACUUCGCAGGCCGAGCACGCAGCAUCAUCUUUCAGUCAGUGUUCCUCGAUACUAUCGCUUCCAUCCGCCGCAAGGUGGACCUCAUCUCACGCAUCAGCAAAGAGCUGUUAGAGUGUCAAAGUUUAAAGGAUGUUAUGGGUCUGGUUCUGGCCUUUGGGAACUAUAUGAACGGGGGGAACAGGACAAGAGGUCAGGCUGAUGGCUUUGGACUGGAAAUCCUCCCAAAAAUUAAGGAUGUCAAGAGCAGGGACAACAAGAUGAAUCUGGUGGAUUAUGUCGUUUUAUACUACCUGCGUAAUUUCGACGAGCAUGCUGGCACAGAUAAGAGUGUGUUCCCUCUACCGGAGCCUCAGGAGUUCUUCCAGGCUGCUCAGGUGAAGUUUGAAGAUCUCUCCAAGGACACCAGGAAGCUGAAGAAAGAUCUGACAACCUGUCAGAAAGACGUACAGACGGUGUGCGCCAACUCUUCAGAGGAAUACCUCGAGCCCUUCAAGGGGAAGAUGGAAAAGUUCCUUUCUGCAGCUCAAAAAGAUCAUUCAGCUGAAGAAGACCGCCUCAAUGACGGACAGAAAAGUUUCCAGGACAUGGUGAGCUACUUUGGGGUUAGGCCAAAGUCUGGAGAGAAAGAUGUGGACCCAAGUUUCGUGUUCAUGCUUUGGUACGAGUUCUGCAACGACUUCAAGAAUGCCUGGGUACGACACAGCAAGACCAUUUCCAAGGAGAGGUUGAAGGAAGCUCAAGAAAACAUCAAGAAGAUAACAGCGGAGAAGAGAGUUGAGACUAAGAAGGUCAAUGCCAACAGUCUGAAAGAGAGGCUGCGGCAGAAAGAAGCCACACCGUCUUCGAGCUGAAUGAAGUGACAGGAGGAGAAGAAGAUUGCAGAUUAGGAAGUGUUAAGGCCUCAUCUCUCCUACAUUUACCACCUGCCUCAAUAACUUCUCGCCCUCCCCCUUUUCCUCAAACGGACUCAUAACCAAACCUCACCAGACUCUAACUACUCCCACUGCCAUAUCUCCUCCCUACCAACCUCCACCCUUCUCCACCGGCCUUUUGCGGAUCUUUUGCCACACAGACAGAAGUCAGGCCUGCAGCGAGUAUGCAUGGCUGACACCACUGCAGUGAUGAGAGUCUGAGAGGCCAAAGGUUGAUCUCAUUCAUCCAGAGCGGUGUGACCUCUGAGUGGCUGGCUUGUGAAAGGUCUCAAGGGGUCAGUGGGAUCCAGCUGACACAUCCACGAGGCUCUAUCCAGAUCUGCGAAAGCUGAAACACUUUUUCUAUUGAAGUUACAGAGCAGAACGAUCAUGCUCUUACAUAGUCAGUGUUAAGAUUUCAUAUGAACGGAAAGAAAGGAAGAUAUCUCUGAAAGUGUUGAAGAAUCAGUCCUCAGUGUCCUUGGCUGUAGAGAAUAGCUCCUCAUCCUCCACGGCUCAUUCAAAGUCUUGUAAAUCUGUCAUAUCAUAGAACCGGCAGGGACCGUGCGGCUUAUGAUGAAUGAUCUCUGCUUGCCUUUCAGCACGGAUGAAGACACGUUGUGUAUAAAUGUGCGUGCACCAAUCAGAAUGUGGUACCACUUUGUGUAGCACUGCACCAGACUGACCUCUCCUGGGUGUCGACAAGAGAGGAGCGGAACUUUGGUAGCGAGCCCUCGGCCCUGUAACACUCAAAAAACACGUACUUAAGAAACAUCAGAAGAACACAACAGGAUUUGGGCCCUGCACUCACUCGUCCCAGAUAUUAAAUAUGCAUUAUAGAAACGUGUUAAUCCUUUACAGAGUGCUGCACAUCACUGGUGUUGUGCACACUUUUAAGCACUUUACCGCUUGCAGAAGCUGUUUGUUGUAGCUCGCUAGUAGCCCCACUCCCCUCGUUUGCCAACUGUGUUUUUCACAUCUCGCACUUUUUUGGCACCUCUUUCCUAUGCAAGGGUUUGGUUUCCUUAAUGUGUAUGUACAUUUAUGAAUUGCAUUGCUUCAGGUUUAGAUUUUUUUAUUUCUGAGAAGAGCUCAGUUUUAUUUUGCAUAUGGAAGGUGUAACCAUGCUCCUGUAACAUUAAAAAAAAAUCUAUUUAUGUAGGGAAAGAUUUAUUUUAAGCCAAAAAAGCUGUGUUCCCUUUGAGGCUGUAUUUUUUUAGAGUUAUGGUUGACCGAGAAGUUGCCUGAAAGUGGAGUCACGUGAAAGAUAUAUAUUCACAAAGAGAUCUGGAGAUAUUUGCAUUUAUUUUGGAGAGAUGAGGGUCUUAUUUUGUGUAUUGAGAACAUUGAAGCAUAUCACCUUGAAGCCAUGUGAGUUGUUAUACCUCAGACAAACUUCCAGUAUCAGAGUUCCCAUAAACCUGCACCUUGAAUUACUUUUUUACCCUCCAAAGUCUUUCACCUGUGCCAUUUAUUUUGUAUAAAAAUCUAGAUAUUUCAUAACUGUAAACUAUGUUUUACGUCAGAGGGAAAUGUAAGAAAAAGAGCGAAUAUGAACAAAGAACCUCCUGUAGCCUCUACUGUACAUGUGUCGGUUCAUAUACCCCUCAGUAGCUCUUAUGUAGGUGCUCUGUACUUUUAUGGAAUUGUUUUAAAUUUCAACAAUAAACUACUGGAUGCCGAACAAA
This is a messenger RNA of Notolabrus celidotus (New Zealand spotty), 5773 nucleotides long. RefSeq names its product formin-like. Bases 48 to 4025 code for a protein of 1325 amino acids. Gene Ontology annotation, cellular component: cytoplasm; endoplasmic reticulum membrane; actin filament. NCBI's taxonomy places the organism in Eukaryota, Metazoa, Chordata, Actinopteri, Labriformes, Labridae. Gene Ontology annotation, biological process: actin nucleation. Gene Ontology annotation, molecular function: microtubule binding. The record is from RefSeq and is a predicted model, not a curated record. The transcript is spliced from 17 exons.